Molecule: messenger RNA, 1658 nt
Organism: Neocloeon triangulifer
Lineage: Eukaryota; Metazoa; Arthropoda; Insecta; Ephemeroptera; Baetidae
Product: telomere zinc finger-associated protein-like
Exons: 5
Coding region: 198-1589 (463 amino acids)
Biological process (GO): regulation of transcription by RNA polymerase II
Cellular component (GO): nucleus
Molecular function (GO): RNA polymerase II transcription regulatory region sequence-specific DNA binding; DNA-binding transcription factor activity, RNA polymerase II-specific
Source: RefSeq, a predicted model, not a curated record
UAUAACCAGCCGGUCUCUUGUGGUUAUAAAGUUAAUUUUAUUUUGUUUGACGAUGACAGACUUUCCUUGUAUUUACUGCGGUUGUCCUAUCGCACCACGUAAUUAAUGUGAUAUUUCCCAAGAAAGUAGACAUGUUUUACAUCAGCCGAAUAACUCUGUUAUUCAUGAAUUGACACAAAGAAAAGAAGGCGGAAACCAUGGCUGUUCGGAUAGGCGCGGAGGGAAAUCCAAUUCCUCCUAAAACCGAGUAUGAAGAGCCUGAAUUGGACGAGCAGCAAAUGAGGCUCCUAAAUGGCAAUCUUUGGUGCUCUGAAGGAACCUACAGCACUCGAGAUUUAAGUCAGCAAGAAAUCAACCCGAGCUUUUAUCUACAAAUGGUUCCAGAAUCUAAAUUCCUGCCCGAUAACAAGUCAGCCAUAGUCCGACAAAAAACUAUUUGGCUCCCUUUGCAGCCAGAAAAUGGAUCGUCUCCUUUGAAAUGUGAUAAAGUGCCUAAAAAAUAUCAAAAGUUAAAGCCGUCAAGCUAUGAACAAAGAGGAGCCCCUUCGAAUCAUCACAAGGAUGUAAUUAUCUGGUGCGAUCAAGAAAAUUGCUUUAAGUUCUUCCAAUCUGAAGAUGAUAGGAAUUUGCAUAAAAAAGAAGUUCACAAAGGAGGCGAUAAAGAAACUGACGUUUAUGAGCAGUCGACUCAAGAGGAUAUAGGUCAUACCAAAGCGCCUACUAUUCUUCCAUGCCAAACCCUACCGUUGUCCAAACCAAAGGGAAUGGCAACUUGCAACUUCUGCAACUCCGUCUUUGCUUCUACCAACCUCAUGAACCACAUCUUGCGGCAACACAAGGGCGUCGCUUUCAAAUGCAACAAAUGCACUUUGUUCUUCAAAGCCAAGAAAGACUGUGAUCUCCACAAAAAGUUGAAGCACGGGCAACCAAGAUGUUUCCGAAUCCAGGUGUGCAUUUACUGCAAGAGAAGGUACUCCGACAAGAAAUGCCUGUCCCACCAUGUGAUAAGGAAGCACAACAAGGAGGUCAUCAAAUGCGUCUUCUCAGGCUGUGGCGAGAUGUUCCUAACGCCAACAGAAAGGGACUCGCAUUUUGAGGAUGAUCACGCUAAUGAAGCCCGAAAGAAAAAUUUGGCAUGUGACACUUGCCCAUACAAAACCCACACCAAGAAACUUCUCAAGAUUCACUUCAUAAGAAGACAUUUUCCUCGAAUUUUCAAGUGCAAAUUUUGCACAAGACGAUUUCCUUCACAAAAGCUUGUUCAGUUUCACAAGAGGCAAACACAUUCAUCUAGUCAUCAAAGAUAUUGCCCACAUUGCCAAAAAUCUAUGUCUGUCACCUACAUCAACACCCAUGCUGCUGAAGUUAACUGUGGUGUAUGCAGCAAUACUUUUGGAUGCCUUCGUCUGCUGAAAAAUCACGAGUCUGAGUGCCGGAAAUUGAAAAGCAUGGGCUGCCUUAAAUGCAAAAUCUCAUUUGAGAACCGUUUUGAGCUUCGAAAGCACUGGUUUGAGUGUGAUUUUAAAAUUGAAAAACUUUCAACCAAAAUUCAUGUUAAACCACUCAAUUCUCUAAUAUGUAAACCUUGAACAAAUCUAUGUAUCAUAAAAUUUAAUGCAAUAAUUGUUAAUAAAUCAUUGAUUUUAUUUAUCUUGAAA